Messenger RNA from Dendrobium catenatum, 1820 nucleotides. Its product is annotated as LRR receptor kinase SERK2-like. Bases 1 to 1584 code for a protein of 527 amino acids. The record is from RefSeq and is a predicted model, not a curated record. Lineage: Eukaryota; Viridiplantae; Streptophyta; Magnoliopsida; Asparagales; Orchidaceae. The transcript is spliced from 9 exons. Gene Ontology annotation, molecular function: protein binding; protein kinase activity; ATP binding. Gene Ontology annotation, biological process: protein phosphorylation.
AUGGCGAUGCUUGCGUUCUGCCAUGCUGUUUUGAGAGGGUCAUUACCGGGUAACAAUAUUACUGGUCAAAUUCCUGAACAACUUGGAAAUCUUUCUAGCUUGACCAGUUUGAAUUUGGAAAAUAACCUUCUAUCUGGAAAUAUACCAACUUCUCUUGGCAAGCUUUCUAAACUUCAAAUAUUGAUUUUGAGCAACAACAAUCUCACUGGUGAUAUUCCUGAUUCCCUAUCUAACCUCUCAAACUUAAAUGACAUUCGCCUGGAAUCCAAUCAUUUUAGUGGGCAGAUACCUAAAAGACUCUUUCAAGUUGUUAGAUACAACUUUACAGGUAACAAUCUAAAUUGUGGGGGAAGCUUUUCUUUACCUUGUGCAUCCAAUAUUACUGAUCCUGGAGGAUCUCAUAGUUCAAAUGUUGGAGUAAUUCUUGGAAGCAUUGGAGGUGCAGUAGUGCUCAUUAUUGCUGUGGUUUUCUUUUUACUUUGUAAGGGGAAGAAGAAGGGUCAUCAACCUGAAGUCUUUGUUGAUGUUCCAGGUGAAGAUGAUAGAAGAAUUGCAUUUGGGCAACUUAAAAGAUUUUCAUGGCGUGAACUGCAAAUCGCAACUGACAGCUUCAGUGAAAAAAAUGUUCUUGGACAAGGUGGUUUUGGCAAGGUGUAUAAAGGAGUUCUUAAUGAUAAUACAAAGAUUGCAGUGAAGCGGUUGAUUGAUUAUGAAAGUCCUGGUGGAGAAGCUGCAUUUUUGCGCGAAGUCGAGUUGAUUAGUGUUGCUGUCCAUAGAAACCUUUUACGGUUGAUUGGUUUCUGCACCACACCAACGGAACGGCUUCUGGUGUAUCCUUUUAUGCAAAAUUUAAGUGUUGCCUACUGCUUACGAGAUUUCAAACCUACGGAGCCAGUAUUAGAUUGGCUUACCAGAAAACGAGUUGCUUUAGGCACAGCUCGUGGAUUGGAAUACCUUCACGAGCACUGUAAUCCUAAGAUUAUUCAUCGGGAUGUAAAAGCUGCUAAUGUGUUACUCGAUGAAGACUUUGAAGCUGUUGUUGGAGAUUUUGGCUUAGCUAAACUGGUUGAUGUGAGGAAGACUUCUGUGACAACUCAAGUUCGUGGAACGAUGGGUCAUAUAGCACCUGAAUAUCUAUCCACAGGGAAAUCAUCAGAGAGAACAGAUGUUUUUGGUUAUGGAAUUAUGCUUCUUGAACUUGUGACGGGACAGCGUGCCAUUGAUUUUUCACGAUUGGAGGAAGAAGAUGAUGUAUUACUCCUGGAUCAUGUAAAGAAAUUGGUAAGAGAAAAGCGGCUUGAUUCUAUCAUCGAUCGAAACUUGAAAAAGAACUACAAUGCCGAGGAGGUGGAAAAGAUGAUUCAAGUCGCUCUUCUAUGCACGCAAGCAACACCCGAAGAUCGUCCAACCAUGUCCGAGGUGGUGCGAAUGCUCGAAGGGGAAGGAUUGGCAGAGAGAUGGGAGGAAUGGCAACAGGUUGAGGUCACCAGGAGGCAAGAAUAUGAAAGGCUUCAGAGGAGAUUUGAUUGGGGUGAUGAUUCCGUUAAUAACUUGGAUGCUAUUGAGUUAUCUGGCGGAAGAUGAUGCUUUCCUACAGUUUUCUUUUUCUUUUUUUUGUCAAGAAUGUAUUUUGUGCUUCAAAAUGUGUGCAUUCUACAAUCAGAGGUUUAUUCUUGUUAUGUAUUUGUAUGCUCGUUUCAUUACACAGUAGACGGGCAGAGUUAAUAAAGUGUUGCGGGUUGUAUGUAAGAUGGAAAUAUUUACCGUUUUUGUCCUUCCAUAGAUUAUUACGACCUGCCUCUACACAACUUGAAUUUGUU